Molecule: messenger RNA, 2908 nt
Organism: Acanthochromis polyacanthus (spiny chromis)
Lineage: Eukaryota; Metazoa; Chordata; Actinopteri; Pomacentridae
Gene: cnp
Product: 2',3'-cyclic nucleotide 3' phosphodiesterase
Exons: 4
Coding region: 240-2108 (622 amino acids)
Biological process (GO): cyclic nucleotide catabolic process
Cellular component (GO): cytoplasm; membrane
Molecular function (GO): ATP hydrolysis activity; 2',3'-cyclic-nucleotide 3'-phosphodiesterase activity
Source: RefSeq, a predicted model, not a curated record
UUUUUUUCGCCCCCUGCUGCUCUUGAAGAGGGGCGGGUGCAUGUGGAUCUCCAGGAUUGCCGUGUCAUUGUGUCCACAGAGGGACGCGUGGUCAGCGGCUCCAGCAGCUCCAGCAGCCGGACCGGUGAGUUCCAGCCGAACCAGAGCGCCUCUGAGCGGCUUCGGCCUCCUGCAGCCUCCCUUUGUUGCCUCUAACCUCCAGUACAAGGUGGUGUGUAAAGUUGGACUUUAAACCCAACAUGGAUACUGAAAAGAGCAGCGAGGUUUCGGACACUGUAAUGGAAAAAGAGGCUGCGCUGAAAGAGGCGACGCCUGAGAACCCACCAGCUGCUGAGGAGGAACCCAGUCAGUCGACGGUGAACGGCCUUAACUCAGACGGCCCAGAAACGGGGAAUGUGACGCCGCCUGAGGAAAAACCAGAAGCGAAGGGUGACGACAGCUCAGCCAAAGAGGCGCAUGAGUCAUCUGAAAAGAUCUCUGACCCAGUUGAAACACCAGAAAACACUAAACAGCCGCCGGUGCCAGAGAAUGAGCCAGAGCCACUGGCAAAGAGCAACCCUGAACCGGAGCCAGAGAAGUCGGCAGAAUCGGUUCCAGAAGCCGAACCACGAGAGCAAACAUCACCUGAACCGGCCGCUGUGCAGCAGCCAGUGGAUUCGCAGCCGCCGAGCCAGGAGGACGCUGAGAAGGGACCGGAAACCACGAUGGAGCCGAAAACUGAAGCAGCGGCAGCGCCGAAAGAAGCCGAAGUUGUAGCGGAACCGGAAGAGGCCAAAGCUGCAGCUGAGCCAAAGGAAGCUGGAGAAGCAACGGGGACUGUGUUGGUGACCGAACCUGCAACAGUGAAGGUGGAGGAACCGAAAGCGAAUGAAAAACCUGAAGACAAAGGAGCCGAGGCAGCAGCAGAACCCGAGCAGAAAGAAGAUCCAACCCCGGCGUCCGGCUCCUUGUCCUUCGCCCUGUUGGAACAGCAGCAAACCAAAGACGCCCUACGAAUCUCCCGCACCCUCGUCGUGCUCAGAGGCCUCCCUGGCAGCGGUAAAAGCUUCCUGGCUCGUGCCAUCGGCGACGCCUACCAGGACCACUGCUGUGUCAUCAGCGCCGACGACCACGGGAUCAAGCCGGAGAGUCCUUCAGCGGACGGCUACAAGGCUCUGGACGACGCUGUGGUCGCCCGAUGCAGCGACGCGGCGGCUUCCACCUCCGUGCUCAUCGUGGUGGACGACACCAACCACACCCAGGACCGGCUGGCCCGCCUGGGCGAGAUCGCCGAGCAGAACCACCUGGUGGCCAUCUUCCUGCAGACCCAGACCCAGUGGAGCAGAGAUGUUCCCGAGCUGAGCAAGAAGAGCAAGCGUGGGCUGCAGGAGGCCCAGCUGGAGGCCAUGAAGGCCCCGCUGGAGGAGGUGGACCUGCCUCUGUUCUUCGGCUGGUUCCUGCUGUCGUCGGUUCAGGAGAAGGUUCGCUGCACGUCGAUGGACUUCCUGAAGACGCUGGACACCCUGGAGGCCUUCAAGAAGCACCUGGUCGACUUCACUGGCAAAGCUGAGAACGAGGUGGACCUGGAGCAGUACUUUAAACCCACAGGAGCUCUGCACUGCACUACAAAGUUCUGCAACUAUGGAAAAGCUGAGGGUGCCAAAGAGUACGCAGAGAAUCCAGCUGUUAGAGCGCUCUACGGUUCUGCCUUUGAGCUCUCCCUCACCGCCCUCUUCGUCACUCCUCGGACCGUCGGAGCCCGAGUGUCGCUGACCGACGAGCAGCUGAAGCUGUGGCCGGCCGACGCCGAGCAGUCCUCCGCCGCCUCCCUGCCGCCGGGCAGCCGCGCCCACAUCACGCUGGGCUGCGCCGAGGGCGUGGAGCCGGUGCAGACGGGCGUGGACCUGCUGGAAAUCCUGGCGCUGCAGCAGGACGGCCAGCAGGGGGAGCCGGCCGAGGAGAUGGAGCUGGGCUCGCUGACGUACUACGGCGAGGGGAGGUGGCUGCUGAACCUGAGGGAGCCCAUCGGCGCUCCGGCCUGCUUCUCCAGCUUCUACGGCCGCAAGGAGUCGGAACCGGCCAAAAAAGAACCGGAGAAGAAGAAGAAGCCAAAGUGCGCCAUACUGUAAAGGGCAGGACGUGGCGGCGGGGAUGUGUGGUCUGCAGGUGGAUCCCAACUCAGCCGGGUUCGGGUUCCACGAGCUGUGUGCCUUUUUUUUUUUUCUUUUUUUUUUUUUCUUUUCUUUAUUUUUACCGUUGACUUUUGCACCACAACCCAAGAUGCCUUUAAUCCGGUUGGGCACGUCGUCAGUAUGGUUCAGUAUUUCAGCACCCGGUGGUCCCGCUGAGGUCUUGUUUAGCUGCAGUGUGACGUAGAGUAGCCGCCUCCACUCCCACAGCUCCACAGUAACCCCCUAGACUCUCUCCUCUCAGUGUUCCAGUACUCAAACGUGGUAAUAAACUAGCUUGCAUGCAUCAUUAACUCACCUGCAGACAGUCUGGAGUCGUACGUAGCAUUUCUGUGUGUGUGUUUGAGCAGCGUAGGAAGUCAUUGAUAGUAGCAUCGGGCCAAAGUUAUCUAUUUGAUUAAGUGUAUUAGAAUGAAUGUCAUCUCUAGAGAUCCUUCCUUGUCAAAUCUUUGCACCGUGCAUCGUUUGAAGGGGAGAAUGCUGUUUGGCGUUUGUUUUGUUUUUUUUCAGCAGCUUGCACUUAUCAGACGCUGUGAAUCAGAGUCCGUGUUUCGCGAUCUUUCCCUCUGCUGCGCCAGACCGCAUAGUCGAUUCCUUUUAUCCUCUUUGAAAAGCACUUCAUGUAUUGGUUUGUGUCCUCUCUGAUUGUAAUUUUUUGAAGGGUGAGUCUGCGCGGCUCUGACGAAUCACUAUUUUUGCACUUGUUUUGUACACUUAAUAAAGAAACAUGCUUUGCUCCA